Molecule: messenger RNA, 913 nt
Organism: Rhododendron vialii
Lineage: Eukaryota; Viridiplantae; Streptophyta; Magnoliopsida; Ericales; Ericaceae
Exons: 1
Coding region: 215-778 (187 amino acids)
Source: RefSeq, a predicted model, not a curated record
UUCUUUCAGAAUCAAUUUUCCACUCAAGAAAACAAAUAAAUUGCCCCCUCUGUACAGGGAACAUAUUCCCGACGGCUUGAGUGAAAUAAUUUGCGGUUCUCAUUCAGUAUAUGGUCCCCCAGCCCACAUAAUAAUACCCUUUCUCUCCCUUCCUCCCAAUAUCCCAAAAGAAUCCAAUUCCACAACUUUGAUCAAAAUCUCUCAGGAAACCCCCAUGGGAGAUUACAGAUCAAAGCCAUAUGGUGAUGACAAGCUGCAGAUAGAGAGCUACCAUGGGUACAAACCCAGUUCAAACCCCAAUCAUUUCAGGUCUCAAACCUUUUCAUAUGGUUCUUCCUAUGCUUAUGGACCACCAGAACAAAAGGAGAGCUCCUAUGGAAACAAACUCAGUUCAAACCCUAAUCAUUUCAGGUCUCAAAGUGUUGCAUAUGAUUUUUCUUAUGCUUAUGGACCAACAGAACAAAAGGAGAGUUCCUAUGGGUACAAACCCCACAAUCAUUCCAGGUCUCAGAGUGUUUCAUAUGACUCUUCUUAUGCUUAUGGACCCCCACAACCGAACCAGAUUGUACCCGUGAAGGAUUUGAAGCUGAAGAAGGCGAAAAGCACGAGUGCGUCCGGUUCGAAAUCUUGGGGUUUGGGUGACCCUGAGUUCCAGAGGAAGAAGAGGGUUGCUAGCUAUAAGGUGUACUCUGUUGAAGGGAAGGUCAAAGGGUCCCUGAGGAAGAGCUUCAGGUGGAUUAAGAAUAGGUAUACCCAGGUGGUCAAUGGGUUGUGGUGAUGAGUGUGUGAUUUUUCCAUUAAUGCUUCAGCUUUUCAUGUUUUGUGCUUGACUGAUUGGGCACUGUUUGAUAAAAUUGGGAUUUCUUGUAAACUGGUUUUGUUGUCAAAAUCCAUGGUGUGUUUGUCCAAGAAA